This is a messenger RNA of Brienomyrus brachyistius, 3041 nucleotides long. RefSeq names its product ADP-ribosylation factor-like 13b (gene arl13b). Bases 766 to 2040 code for a protein of 424 amino acids. The transcript is spliced from 10 exons. Lineage: Eukaryota; Metazoa; Chordata; Actinopteri; Osteoglossiformes; Mormyridae. Gene Ontology annotation, molecular function: GTPase activity; GTP binding. Gene Ontology annotation, cellular component: non-motile cilium; motile cilium; ciliary membrane. Gene Ontology annotation, biological process: receptor localization to non-motile cilium; non-motile cilium assembly. The record is from RefSeq and is a predicted model, not a curated record.
CAAGUACAGCCGUGGGGGCGGGGAUUUGCCUUCGCAGCCAUAGCAGCAACAGCCGGACGUGUAAACAUUACCGCCACUUGUUGCCAAAACUGUACUUUUUAUUCGCAUUUUUACUUCUAAAACGAGAAACGGUGGAAAAAUAGCUGUUCCAAUAUUCCGUUUCAGAGGCCUGACAUGUAGCUGAUAUACGAAAGUUGCUCUUCUAAAUUUAAGAAGUGCAUCCGAGUAGCCAGCUAGUCGCUAAAACAGUAGGGCGGUAUUUAAAUCUCUUUUUAUCCUCAGUUUAUCAGCUUUACAUGACUGUCGCCUUCCAGUGUGCGCUGUUGGUAGCUGAUGCUGGUUAGGCUGACUGACAGGGAAUCGGCGCCGACGUGUAACUGUAUUAAUUCCUGUUUGCCUCAAUCUCUGCACAUUCUCUUAGUGUGUGUUGGACCGUUAUUUCGCUCUGGUGUCUUAUUAGCUGCUAGUCGGUCUUAGACGUCUGAGUUAGUCAGCCUCUGUAAGACCGUGUUAGUUUGAGCUAGUCGGUCUCUGUACUUAAUUAACUCCCGAGGAGAAAUUAGACUGCGUUAGCUCGCGUUACUUUGUGCGCCACCCCCCGAAGUCUCCCCACCGUCGGGAUGACUCGAAGCUGAAGCGGCGGCCUACCAUGGGAACGACGCGCAGAGCCUCGCAUCGGGAUCUCUCGCGCUUUCUGGCCAGCCCGGUGCGCUCGCUUCGCGGUCACACGAGUGGAUUCCUCUAAGUCCGGGAGUCCCGAGUGCCAUGUUCAGCCUCAUGGCUAACUGCUGCAGCUUGAUGAAACGCUGGAAGGAGCCAGCAAGGAAGGUAACAUUGCUGAUGGUGGGACUUGACAAUGCAGGGAAGACUGCUACAGUCAGAGGGAUACAGGGAGAAAACCCUGAGGAUGUGGCACCCACUGUGGGCUUCUCUAAGGUGGACCUCAAGCAGGGGAAGUUUGAGGUAACCAUCUUCGACCUCGGAGGAGGCAAGAGGAUCCGUGGAAUCUGGAAGAACUACUACGCGGAAUCCUACGGCGUGGUUUUUGUGGUGGAUUCCAGCGACAUCCAGCGCAUUCAGGAGACCAAGGACACCAUGGCAGAGGUUCUGAGACACCCCCGCAUUGCUGGGAAGCCUGUCCUUGUACUGGCCAACAAACAAGACAGAGAUGGUGCAUUGGCAGAGGCAGAUAUCAUAGAGCAUCUAUCCCUGGAGAAGCUUGUGAAUGAGAAUAAAUGUCUCUGUCAAAUUGAGCCCUGCUCAGCUGUCAUUGGCUACGGGAAGAAGAUGGACAAGUCCAUUAAGAAUGGGCUAAACUGGCUCCUGAAAAACAUUGCGAGGGACUACGAGGCUAUCAGCGAGCGCGUGGAGAAGGAUACCACAGAGCAGAAGGCUCAAGAGGAGCUGGAGAAGAAGGGGCGAGCGGAGAGAGUCCGGAGAGCUCGAGAGGAGAGGGAUAAACAAGAACGAGACGAGGCUGAAAGGGAGGGGAGGACUGUGCAGACAGGGGAGGAGGAAGAUGGUGCCAGUUUGUCUAACCCUUUCCAGCCGAUUGCUGAUGUCAUCACAGAGAAUGAAAAUAAGCUGAAGAAGCAGAAAGAGCAAGAGGGGGAGGACAUCUCUGAGGGACAGCGGAGCCCCAAUGGAGAGCUGCAGACCUUCAGCAAUCCAGCCAGUCCACAGCAUCAGCAGCUGGAGGAGGAGGAGGAGGAGGAGGAGGAGGAGGAGGAGAGAGAGAAGUUAACUGCAGACAGUGCAGACAGCGCAGCCGAACAAACCAAAAAGAAAGCGAAGAAGCAGUGGCUGAAGCGGAAGCACAGGGUGGACCCCUUAAAAUCGGAAGAGGAAGCCCCUGAGAUGCGAACGCCCCCUCCUCCCCCUCCAGUUGGAUGGGCUACUCCAAAAGCCACUAGGCUUCCCAAACUUGAGCCACUUGGGGACACAAAGCAUUCUGAUUUCUUUGGAAAGCCACUCCCUCCUGUCACUGCCGAUAAGCAGAGGCCUGACAGUGGCCUUCGCAGUGUCAUUCCAUACAAAUGACUGCUCUUUCGUUUUUUUCUUUCAAGCGCGUGGCGUAUAGGGAGGUAUACGGGCAGACUGCACUCUGGGAUUAGCACAGCGCCGCCUGAGCAAGGCUGUACUGACAUGGACCCAUUGCCGACACAGCCAGGUCUUAAUGGAGGACGGCGGCCCGGAUGUACUUCCCGCUGGGGAGGAGAUGCAGGGCUGCAUGUGGAUUGUAGUGGCACCUGAAGUAGCAGCCAGACUUCUACACGCUGGACCUGAAAGCCGAUUGUUUGUAACGGAUUCUUAAAGAACAUGCCAGUUUAUAUUCCCUGAGUUUAUUUUUCAUAAUUAUUUUUUACAGAUAGUAUUUGUACAGCAUUUCUAGAGCUAAAUUUCCACGGGCGGCUGCUUCUUUCCUUACAGCAGUUUCAAACUCACAUUGCUAUGGUCUCAGCGAUUCAAGGUUUAUUAUGUAAGGAAAGUACAGCAAAGUUCUUACUACCAUAGAAAAGCAGUUCAACAUUUGACUUGUAUGGUUAUUUUCCCUUUUUUGAUUAUACUCAUGUCAUAGAAUAUAUUCUGUGCACCAUUUGUGCAACACAAAUCCAAAUAAAAAAAAAAAACUGUAUUUGUCCCCGAGGGGCAAUUAAACCAGCUGAGGUUGUAAAAAUGGCUGUUUUUGUAACACUAAGCUGUAGAUCUGAUCUGGAAUAUUUCAUUUAUACAGUGGUCUAUGUAGAAUUUGCAUAGGAAAUUACUAUAUGCUGUAAACAUUCACAUUAAUACAGUUGUUUCAACAUAACAUGUAGUUCUGACGUAAAAACUAUAACCUGCUAAUUGUUCCCCUUGAAAUCGGAAGCCAGUAAUAUAGGAGAAACUGAACAUUUUACAUAAAUCUCCAUUAUGGUCUCUGAUCAGGAUACAUGGAAUACAUAACAUUGCUGCUUGGAUUUCACUUUCAAUUUUUUUUACAAUACACGUUUUUUGUUUAUACCUGCAUUCACCAUUAAACUGUGUAAAGUGUUUUACAGUUA